Messenger RNA from Haemonchus placei, 165 nucleotides. NCBI's taxonomy places the organism in Eukaryota, Metazoa, Nematoda, Chromadorea, Rhabditida, Trichostrongylidae. The record is from the annotation of a GenBank genome assembly.
UUAAAACGUUAUGGUGAGGACAUGGAGCUGUGCGACAUAGCCGUAUAUCCGAACUCACAGUCCAACUAUUUACCAUUUGGACUAGCCCAGGAAUCUCCUCCAGGGCCUACUUCUGUCGAAAUGGGCGAAGUCCUGUCGGAAUAUGUCACAGAAAUGCUGUACUAA